UGUAUGUUGGACGUUCGAGUCGAUCACCAACCAGGACAAAAAUUUAGCAACAACUUUUCAGGUCGUAUAAAAAACAAGAGUGGCGUGUAAAAACUACUGCAUAUGUUGUAAACAAAAACUGAAAACAUCUAAUUCGUUCUUUUAUAUUUAAAAGUGUGCAGUUGAACUUAUUACUUACCUUAAUUAGGAAUAUAAAAUCACUGAGUGAAAAGUGUGUCAAAAAGGAAAGAGCAAUAAUACGAAAAAGAGCAUACUAAUCGUUUACGAUGUCGGCUGCUUUGAGUCCCUUACAUUGUGAUCUAAGGUCAUAUUCAAGGCUUUGGCUCGGCGAGUUCAUUGAACUUUAUCAACAGGAAGAAUGUUUAUGGCACCCAAAACAUCCAGAUUAUAGCAAUCAUAGUGUACGUAAUAAGGCCUAUGAUCGUUUGGUAGAAAAACUUAAGGAAGUUGAACCGAAUCCAGAUCGUGCGAUGGUUGUGCGCAAAAUCAACUCAUUGCGUUCUGCAUUCAGACGGGAAUUUCGUAAAUCAAGUUCAAAAAACAACUAUGAAACUAGAUUGUGGUACUAUGACAAAUUGCUGUUCAUCGCCGAACAAAAUCCCAAACGUCUUGCAGCUUUGCGUGAUGCCAAAACACCUAAACGACCGUUAGCAAUCAGUUUCGAUGUGGACGAUUCUAUGGAGUUUGAAGAGGAACCUGUUGUAGAAGCUGCUACAGUAUCACCAUCAGAGAAUAUCAAUCAUAAUAAUCAAGCCACUGAAAUUAAAACUGUAACUGUAACAGCGGGUGAAUGUGUCAUUGUGAAAGAUGAAGAUCAGCACCAACAGCAGCAUCAAAAUCAAAUUCAACAUCAGCUGCAGCAUCAACACCAACACGAAUUACAGCAACAACAACAUAGCGCCGAACAACACAUGCAACAUGCAACAACCACAACGCAACCGCAGCACGCAACUGAAGUCAAAGUUUUGGAAAUAACAUCUCUCGACACAAAUUCGCAGCGAGAAAUACAACAGGCUGUCAAUUCGCUGGAACAACAUCAGCAACAUAUUCAACAGCAAUUGCAUCAACAGCAACAUCAACAACAACAGAAUCAGGGUGGUUCAGCGCAAAUCGCACAAAUUCAUCAGCAAGUUCCAACCAUACAAAUUGCACGUGAGCACCUGCAACCGUUGUUCGGUAACUCGUAUGCAACGACUACAACUCACCGACAGGAGGAUGAAUACGACGCUAUCGGUAUAAAUGUGGCAUCCAAGUUGCGAGUAAUGAAUCCAACUCAACGAAUUAUUGCCGAGAAAUUAAUUAGUGACGUGCUAUUCAAUGGGCAAUUAGAUAGUCUCAGCGUCUCUUCAACUUUGACUCAGUGAAAAUACAUAUGUCUUUGUAACACAGCAAAUUUUGUGCAGGUAAUAAUUUACAAUCUAAGUUAUUAGGAUUUAUAUAAGUAAGCAAAUAGUUAUAUAAGUUCUAAUUGUAUGAUAUAAAUACUAAAAUUUAAGAAGUUUUUCUAAAAUUGUGCUACGGUAUAUAAAACAUUUUAUAUACAACAUUAAAUAUUAUGUUUAGCUUGGAAAAUAUACAUAUUUAGCCGGUACAUUUGGUACCAUCCUUCUUAUUCUGUUUAUAGUUUGUUUAACAUUAUAAUACGACCAUUUAAAUAAAAUAAACCUUAUCUUAAACUGAAUGUAGGGAUUUGUAUAGCUACAUACAUAAAAACUGUUUAUACUAUUCAAUUGUGUAAAUACAUGUGAGUAAUCUCAUCUCAAUUUGGCAGAAAGAACUCGCUGAAUAUUAUUAAAAAAUAAAGUAUAUUUUACUGUAUAUUGA
Molecule: messenger RNA, 1824 nt
Organism: Bactrocera latifrons
Lineage: Eukaryota; Metazoa; Arthropoda; Insecta; Diptera; Tephritidae
Exons: 4
Coding region: 267-1364 (365 amino acids)
Source: RefSeq, a predicted model, not a curated record